This is a messenger RNA of Fonsecaea multimorphosa CBS 102226, 1407 nucleotides long. RefSeq lists its product as uncharacterized. The transcript has a single exon. The coding region runs from base 1 to 1407 and encodes 468 amino acids. The record is from RefSeq and is a predicted model, not a curated record. Gene Ontology annotation, biological process: ubiquitin-dependent protein catabolic process. Lineage: Eukaryota; Fungi; Ascomycota; Eurotiomycetes; Chaetothyriales; Herpotrichiellaceae. Gene Ontology annotation, molecular function: polyubiquitin modification-dependent protein binding. Gene Ontology annotation, cellular component: cytosol.
AUGGCCGACGCUGCUGGCGCUGAAGAUGCCACCGUCACCUUCCAUGUCAAAUCCUCGGGUAGCCAGAAAUGGACACUGACUUUGCCUCUGUCAACGACGACACUCGAUUUGAAAAAUAAACUUGCCUCUGAAGAAUACGCCAAUGUUCCAGCGUCGGCUCAGCGGCUGAUUUACAGCGGGAAGGUGCUGAAAGACCACGAAACCCUCGCCUCUCACAAUGUGAAAGAAGGCAACACGAUGCAUCUGGUCAAGAGUGCCGCUAGCAAUCAAAGACAGAACCCGGCUACACAAUCCUCCUCGACCUCGACCCCUGCCGCGGGAGCUACACCGCAGGCCGUUCCGGGCGUACCUCAAAAUCUGGCAUCAGGCACUGGGAACGAUCCUCUGGCUGGUUUGACAGGCGCCCGAUAUGCGGGAUUCUCCCAGUUGCCAAAUCCCAGCAUGUUUCAAGAAAAUCUCACACCAGACGACUUCCUUCGCCAGUUGGAUAACCCCCACUUCCAGCAGAUGAUGCGUGAAGCCAUGGGCAACCCCCAAGUCCAAGACAUGAUCAUCAACCAGAAUCCACAUCUUAGAGCGAUGGGGCCCCAGGCGAGGCAGAUGCUCAAUUCUGACUACUUCAGAUCCAUGAUGACGAAUCCCCAAAUGCUUCGGAACAUGAUGCAGAUGCAGCAACAGAUGGGCAUGGGUCCUUUCGGCGGUGCGGCUGGAGGGGAGGCCUUUCCAGCGCCCGGCGUCACCAACACAACGGAACAGGGCACUAAUGGCGGUACUCCUCAAAACGCGCCCAGCGACCCGCCGGGGAUGCCACCGAGCUGGGGUCGCGCAACACAGCCUGGCGAACAGUUACUCUCCCUUUUACAACAAAUGAGAGACACAACGCAAGCCCUUGCCGACGCCUAUGGAGAUCCCAACACCAAUGCGACCGGGGCCCGAAGUGGAGAAGCUGGAUCCAAUAACCAAGCCGGUGGCCAACAACCACAAACCGCUGACAAUAUGACAAACCAGACCCAGCAGCGUAUGAACCCUUUCAUGGCACUGUUCCCACCGCAAGGGAGGGGUCCCAACACCACUUCACCUCCUCCACUCAAUCCUUUCAACCCACAGCAAAACCCAUUCCUCCAGAACCCUGAGGCCAUGCAACAAUUCCUACAGGAAAUGAAUGCUGGCCAAGGUGGUCAAGGUGGCGAGGGUAUGGAUUAUGGCGGACUAUUCAAUAUGCUCGGUGCCGGCCGGCCAACGUCACCACCGGACAACCGACCGCCUGAGGAGCGAUAUGCGCAGCAGCUACAGCAGUUGAACGAGAUGGGAUUUUAUGAUUUCGACCGGAAUGUCCAGGCACUGCGAAGAACGGGGGGAAAUGUGAACGGCGCAAUAGAAUACCUGCUAAGUCAUCCUGCAGACUAG